GUUGUCGGGGAUAGGGUCGGAGACGCCACACCUGUGAGGAGAACGGAGGCUGAUGGUCGCACUCUGGAUACUCCGGACGUUUUAUGUACAUAACUAAUGAUGCAGUUGGUUAGGAAGAUAUAGACCUUGAAACAACAGACACAAUGUUGAGGACUCUCCUUGUUUUGCUGACAUUCACAGUGUGCCAAGGAAAUGUACAGAUUUGUGCAGUGCAUUAUGACAAGCAAUAUGGAGGUUUGUUUGCUGACUGUACUGGAAGAAAACUUCAACAUGUUCCAGACUACCUUCCGGAAAAUAUAACAGCUCUGGAUAUGAGUGAAAAUGAUCUGAAAAUUCUCACAAAUAACACAUUUUACAAGUUUAGGAAGCUCAUCUACCUUAAUAUCAACAUGAACCCGCUGUCAGAGAUGGAACCAGGGGCAUUCAGGGGCCUGUUUAGUCUCACUAAAUUUCUCCUUGCUCGGAACAAGCUGCGAUCAGACAAAGUGUCUUUCCCCGAGGAAGUCUUCCGUGACCUUCCUGCAGAAAAUAGACGAUAUUUUGGUUUAAUUGAUAUAUCAGGAGGUUCAAGCACCAUCAAAGAAAUCGUAUUUCAAAACACACACAACCUGGUAACUGUUCUCCUGGCUUCUAACUUGAUUCAUGGUUUAAUGCACAUUGGGGGUUUAGAAAAUGUUAGCAAUGUUGAUUUAUCAGGAAACAAGUUUAAUGAUGUGUUUGAUUUUCACUCAUUUGAAAACGCAACACAUUUGACAUUACGAAAUUGCGAGUUACAAUUUGCCCAUAAAUCCUUUAGUGAACAUAGUGUAUUCAGUCCUCUGAAAUCAAUACAAUACUUGGAUGUUUCAAUGAAUGAACUGACUGAUAUAUCACUUCGUCCAAUUUCUAAUACAAUCGUUCAUCUAAAUUUAUCUCACAAUGAGUUUGACACCAUUCCUAUUGAAACCAUUGAAUAUCCACGGCUUAUCCUUAUCGACAUGUCCUUUAACCUGAUUGGACAGUUGGAUAAAGACACAAGAUCAAAACUGGAUUUGUCAUUUGAAAAGAACAACCUCAAACUUAUUUUCAAAGGGAACACCUUUUCUUGUAGCUGUGAAAAUCUGGACUUCAUUCUUUGGUUGGUGGAUACACCUGUCAUUUACGAGACUGACAGGAACUUCCCUUGCAUUCUGGAUAAUGGCACAAUGACAGGAACUGUGGAUGUGGUCCAACAUCAUGAAAGAUUGUUUCGUUACUGUACAGGCAAACUGAUGCUUAGCAUCACAGUGUAUUGUGAGGCUGACAUUCCUUUCGUCUAUCGGAAAGUACGACCAGAGCUGGAACUGUGUAAUCAGCCUGUGCGUCUGUUCCUGAAGGAUCGGGAUGUUCUUCCAGGUGUUCCUAUCGCCGACGGUAUUAUUUGCGGUAUCACUAACAGUUGGAAGUCUGUUCUGGUGAUUUCAGAUGACUUCCUUCAAGAUUGUUCUCAGUGGUCACAAUUUACCAUUGAUGCAGCACUUUAUUCGGUAACGGAUCUGAUUCCUAACCGGAUCAUUGUGCUACUUGUGGGCCCCGUGCAGGUGGAGGACCUGCCUGAGCGUCUGCUGAAUGUUGUAGAGGAGAAGUGCAUAUUGCGUGCAGAGGAUUACCAGGACGACGGAGACCGUAUUCUGUGGAAGGAUAUCAGAUAAACCGCUGGAAAGUUAUUAAUAAGA
This is a messenger RNA of Haliotis rubra (blacklip abalone), 1694 nucleotides long. Its product is annotated as slit homolog 2 protein-like. The transcript is spliced from 5 exons. Gene Ontology annotation, molecular function: transmembrane signaling receptor activity; protein binding. The coding region runs from base 144 to 1670 and encodes 508 amino acids. Lineage: Eukaryota; Metazoa; Mollusca; Gastropoda; Lepetellida; Haliotidae. The record is from RefSeq and is a predicted model, not a curated record. Gene Ontology annotation, cellular component: membrane. Gene Ontology annotation, biological process: immune response; toll-like receptor signaling pathway.